Messenger RNA from Bursaphelenchus okinawaensis, 4275 nucleotides. The record is from the annotation of a GenBank genome assembly. NCBI's taxonomy places the organism in Eukaryota, Metazoa, Nematoda, Chromadorea, Rhabditida, Aphelenchoididae.
AUGGGCGCGUUGACGAGUAGUUGUCAGUCGGAGGAGGUCCGAGAGCAAAUGGCCAAGAGUAGGGCCAUUGAGAAGCAGUUGAAUCAAGACAAACGAGCUGGGUCCUCUAUUAUCAAGUUGUUGUUGUUAGGUAGGUAAAGUACGAUAUUAUUGUGGGAUUUCUGCGUAAGGAAUUGCUUUUUAAAGAAAGUUUUUGCCAUUUUUUGUUUUGUAAAGAAAGUUCUUGUCAUUUUUUAGUUUGUAAAGAAAGUUCUUGCCAUUUUUUGUAUUGUAAAGAAAGUUAUUGCCAUUUUUUGUUUUGUAAAGAAAGUUCUUGUCAUUUUUUAGUUUGUAAAGAAAGUUCUUGCCAUUUUUUGUAUUGUAAAGAAAGUUAUUGCCAUUUUUUGUUUUGUAAAGAAAGUUCUUGCCACUUUUUGUAUUGUAAAGAAAGUUAUUGCCAUAUUUGGCGCAUAGAAUGCUUUUUUUAGGCUAGCAGGCUGCGGGGGACAAUUUAUACGAUCGAUAUUGUAGUAAAAAGAUUUUUUUGAUUGUAAAGAAAAAUUUUUGCUUUUUUUCGAUUUGUAAACAAAGUUUUUGCCAUUUUUUACUUUAUAACGAAAGUUUUUGCUACUAUUUGAGUUAAAAACGAUUUUUAACUGAAAAAUAUAAAGCACAAACCACGCUGAUAACUCUAAACAAAACUUCUGCUACUCAACGUAUUAUAAUCUUGCAAUCUUUUGAUGAUUGACAUUUACAUUGUUUAAAUGCCAAUUCAAAACAUUGGCGGUAAUUAGCCAAUUUUUGUAAUGAUUAACUGUUAAGGCCAAUAAUUACUCAGUAAAUCUUUUAAUUGUAUUAUUUUGACUGCUUCUAAAGUGCCCUAAUUGCAACAUUGUGACAAAAUUGUCUCGCCUACUUGAAAUGUUGAAUAUUUUUUAAUUAUAAUAAAACGUUGUGAAAACUUUUACAAGUUUCAAAAUGGCAAGAACUUUCUUUAAAAAACAAAAAAUGGCAAGAACUUUCUUUACAAAACAUAAAAUGGCAAGAACUUUCUUUACAAAGAUUAAAUUAACUAAAACUUUCUUUCCAUAACAGAAAAUGGCAAAAACUUUCUUUUCAAAACAUAAAAUGGCAAGAACUUUCUUUACAAAGCAAAAAAUGGCAAGAACUUUUUUUUUAAAUUUCAAAAAAGUUUUUCUGCUUAUAACUUGUUGCUCGCAGUCUACACGUUACACGUUUUGCAAGUCAAAUCGUUUGUUGCGGGGCCUAGACUGUUUCUUUAAUGUCUUACUGUUAGUUUGGGCUCCGGCUUUACGCGUGUCGGCCUUGUCUUUUUCAAAUAUGUCUUGGCCUGACCUAGCUUUUCCUAGGGUUUGGCGUGCAGGAACGGGUCUAGUGGGUUUACUUUUAGGUCUGGUACUGCAUACUAAUGAAAAAAACGCAACAAAUUUUGAAAAAAAAAUUUUUCGUUUUAAAUUUUAAUUUUUCAAUUCUUCCAGGAGCCGGAGAAUGUGGCAAAUCGACAGUCCUAAAACAAAUGCAGAUUCUCCACUCAAACGGCUUUACCGAAGAAGAGAUAGCCGAACGGAAGGCCGUAGUCUACUCCAAUACCGUAACCUCGAUGGCAGCCAUUCUUCGUGCCAUGGACAACGUAUUACAUAUACCGUUGGAGGAUUCGGCACGCGAAUCCGACAAACAGAUUGUGUACCAAGUGGUCGAAGCGGGCCAGGAACAGGCCGCCUUCAGCGAUGAAGCGGCCAAAGCACUGAUAAGCUUGUGGAAUGAUAAGGGAGUGCGAAAGGCCUAUGAUAUGAGGUCCGAGUAUCAGUUGAACGAUUCUGCUAAAUAGUAAGUUUAGUUUUGUACAGUUUAACAAAAAAUGGCAAGAACUUUUUUUACAAACCAAAAAAUGACAAGACCUUUUUUUACAAACUAGAAAAUAGCAAGAACUUUCUUUACAAACUAAAAGAUGGCAAAAACUUUCUUUACAAUACUAAAAAUAGCAAAAACUUUUUUUACAAAACAAAAAAAUGGCAAGAACUUUCUUUACAAGACCAAGCAAGACCAAAAUUUUUAAAGAUUCAUCGUAUAACUUGUCCACUGCAGCCUGCGAACCAAAAACUUUCUAGAAAAGCUAUUACCUCAAUAGAAACGGCAAGAACUUUCAAUACAAAUCAAAAAAUGGUAAAAACUGUCUUUAAAAGUAGUCUUUUGAAGUAAUAUAUACGUACGGUCACCUUUUUGAACGAGAAAAUCUAUCUUACACUGUGGUUAAAAAACAAUAUAGUUUUAUGGCCUCGAGGGGUUAAUAAUCGUUUUGUGCAAAUUGCAACCUUUAAACUUGCUUCUUUUUGGUUUUACUGCCAUUUGUAAAGUUGUUGUUUGGUCAAAAAGUUGUUAGAAUUUUUUUUUGUUUAAUAUUAAUAUAGUUAUUACCAGCGUUUCAAAAAUUUGUAGUAUUGUAGGGUUUAAAAAGUCUUGUCGUCGAUUUGCAUUGAGUUGCACGGUCAAAAACGACAAGACUUUUUAAAAUCUUCAUAUUUAAAUUUAAGGCCAUAAAAAUUAAAAUCCACGUUAUUUUUGUAUUUUUAACGUUUUAAAAUGCUCUUUUUUCAGCUUCCUAGACUCAGUAUCACGAAUACACGAACCCGGCUACAGACCCUCCGAACAGGAUAUCCUCUACAGUCGUGUAGCCACAACCGGCGUUGUUGAAGUCAAGUUCAAAAUCAAAGACUUGGACUUUCGAGUGUUCGAUGUGGGAGGUCAGAGGUCGGAACGUAGGAAAUGGAUUCAUUGCUUUGAUAACGUGGAAUCGAUCAUCUUCAUCACGGCUGUCAGCGAGUACGAUCAAGUGCUGUUUGAGGAUGAAACCACGGUAGGUUGUUGGAAUUUUUUGAUGAGUUGAGUUGAGAAGUAUUUGGAGGGUAUUAUUUUUUAAUUUAGUUGUCAGAAACUAGUAAUUUAUUAUAUGUUGGGCAAAAUCUUGUGAAAAAGCGAUUUUUAAAAGUUUUAUGUACAUAGAAUAUUUAUUUUUUAACCUUUUUCUUAGCCGCGUCAAAAAGAUUGAACUUUUUUCCUAUACAAAUACAUUAAAAAUCGAUCAAUUUUUUUUGGCGCGCUUUAAAAACUUGGCAUUUAAAGUUGAAAAUAAUGUCAUUUUAAGUAAGAUACGAUAAAAUAUAACAUUUUAAAUCAUUUACAACAAGAAUAUUACCAUUUCCAAUAAAUUGAAUCAAAAAUAAUGUCAUUUUAAACAAGUUAUGGCAAAUAUUAGGUGCCGACAUAAACAACCCGCCAUACUUUACAUGUAAUUUCCUGAAAAAAAUGGCGGGUUCUAUAUGUCAGCAUUUAAUAUAUGACAUUUUAAAUAAACUAUGACAUUUUUCAUUUACAGAACCGAAUGGUGGAGUCGAUGCAACUGUUCAGUUCAAUUUGCAACAGCUCCUGGUUCCUAAACACUGCGAUGAUAUUGUUCAUGAACAAAAAAGAUUUAUUCGCCGAGAAAAUCCAACGAGUUAACAUUACCACCUGCUUCCCGGAUUAUGAAGGUAAGCUCUUGCCAUUUUAUGGUUGUAAAGAAAGUUCUUGCCAUUUGUUGGUAAGUAAAGAAAGUUUCUGCCAUUCUGUGAUUUGUAAAGUACGUUCUUGCGAUUUUUCGUUUUGUAACGAAAGUUAUUACAGUUUUUUGAUUUGUAAAGAAGGUUCUUGCCAAUUUAUGGUUUGUAAAGAAAGUUCUCGCCAUUUUUUCUUUUGUAAAGAAAGUUCUCGCCAUUUUUUCUUUUGUAAAGAAAGUUCUUGUUAUUUUUUGCUUUGUAAAGAAAGUUCUUGCCAUUUUUUGAUUUGUCAAGAAAGUUCUUGCCAUUUUUUGUUUUGUAAAGAAAGUUUUUGCAACUUUUUGUUUGUAAAGAAAGUUCUUGCCAUUUUUUGUCAUGAAGGAAGCUUUUUUUCAAAUUUUGAAGGCUUGCAGGCUGCGGGAAACAAGUUAUACGAUUGAUAAGGAAACUUAAAGAUUUUUUGUUUUGUAAAGAAAGUUUUUGCAAUUUUUUGUCAAUUUUUAGGCUUCGAAUGAAAACUUUUUAAAUAAUUUUACAUUUUGUCAUUCCAGGCGGCCAAAACUACGACGAAGCGAUAAACUUUAUCAAAAUGAAGUUCGCCGAACUAAACCAACACCCGGACAAGAAGACGAUCUACAUGCACGAGACGUGCGCCACCGACACGAAUCAAGUACAAAUGGUCAUUAGCAGUGUGUGCGACAUGAUUAUCCAGAAGAAUCUACAAAAGGCUGGUAUGAUGUGA